Molecule: messenger RNA, 663 nt
Organism: Aaosphaeria arxii CBS 175.79
Lineage: Eukaryota; Fungi; Ascomycota; Dothideomycetes; Pleosporales
Product: glutathione S-transferase
Exons: 1
Coding region: 1-663 (220 amino acids)
Biological process (GO): translational elongation
Cellular component (GO): nucleus; cytoplasm
Source: RefSeq, a predicted model, not a curated record
AUGCCACCCUUUGCAACUCUUUAUACUACUACCAAAUUUCUGCAUGCCAAAGUCACAAAGACCUUGGCAGCUGCCGCGCUGAACCACCUCGAAAUAAAAGUUGAUACUGACUUCAACUAUCCCGUAACGAACAAAACUACGGAGUACCUCGCAAAAUUUCCGCACGGCAAGAUUCCGGCAAUCGAGACUCCCUCUGGAUUUUGCCUUUCGGAAGCAGGAGCUAUAGCUCACUACGUUGCAGAAUCUGGGCCUGCGAGGGAUCAACUAUUAGGUAGAAAUCCCGAGGAGAGGGCUUUGGUGCAAAUGUGGAUAUCUCUUGCAGACACCGAUAUCUUUCCAAAUGGUAUAAUCAUCAUGCAGUCAAAAUACCCUGCCGAAACCGAGUGCAUGGCCAAGGAUAGUUUUCUACGAGCGCUCGAACGCGUUGAGCAGCAUUUGAGCCAAGAAGGAAAGGUUUGGAUUGUCAGGAAUGAUGAAUUCAGCCUUGCAGAUCUGAGUAUUGCAGCGAGUCUGUACUGGCCCCUGGAAAGGAUCUUGGACGAAGAGUAUAGGAAUGAAUUCCCUAAAAUCAUGGACUGGUGGAACAGGUUGAUGAGGGUUGAUGAGGUUGCGCAGGCGUACCAGGCACCGAUUCAAUUUUGCCACGUAAGCUCGAUGCGGUAA